Uranotaenia lowii is the source of this 3499-nucleotide messenger RNA. Its product is annotated as UDP-glycosyltransferase UGT5-like. NCBI's taxonomy places the organism in Eukaryota, Metazoa, Arthropoda, Insecta, Diptera, Culicidae. The coding region runs from base 1789 to 3381 and encodes 530 amino acids. The transcript has 5 exons. The record is from RefSeq and is a predicted model, not a curated record. Gene Ontology annotation, molecular function: UDP-glycosyltransferase activity.
CUAAUAGAGAUCCUACUGGAGGUUUUCAAACCAAAAACAACAGUUUCGUCAAACGCCUCCUCGAUCUCAAGUUGAUUGAUAAAGACACCGCAAAAAAGCUAACCGUGUACAACGGUAUGUGUCCAAGGAUAUACGGACAGCCGAAAGCACAUAAAAACGACCUACCCUUACGACCAGUUGUUCCCAACAUAACCGCACCAACAUACCACCUAGCUAAGUACAUCAGCCAAAUUCUACAAAAAUCGAUAUACAGCCCAUACAGUUGCAAAAACUCGUUCGAUUUCUGUGAAGAAAUCAACGGUCUGACUCUCCCGGAGGGAUACAUUAUCAUAUCCUUGGACGUAGUAUCCCUGUUCACCAACGUCCCCCGAAAACUAGUUACGAGCAACAUAAUACAUCACUGGUCUGAAAUAGAAACAAACAUAAAUCUCGACAUGUUCUUAGAAAUCGUAAAAUUCCUAAUAGUGCAUACUUUCAAUUCAACAACAAAUUCUAUAUUCAAGAAUACGGCACAGCCAUGGGCAGCCCGAUUAGCCCGAUCCUAUCCGAAUUGGUCCUAGACACAGUAAUAGCGAAAGCAAUCAAUCAGCUCCCAUUCACGAUUCCGAUCAUCCGCAAGUAUGUAGACGAUCUCUUCCUAGCUAUCCCAGAAGCGAGUUGUGAUGUCGUCCUACAAAUCUUCAAUGCACAGGAAGAACGUUUACAAUUCACGCUAUAAAAAGAACAAGAAAACCGCCUCCCAUACCUGGACAUGGUCGUAGUGCGAGAUCCAAAACAAGUUCUUAAGACUGAAUGGUUCAUAAAACCCAUUGCAUCCGGCCGAAUGCUGAAUUGGCAUUCAUGUCAUCAGCUCAAACAUAAAUUAAACGUCGCUAACAACUUCAUUUAUCGAGUUGCACAACUAUCCAGAAACGAAGAACAUCAAAACAUAAUCGAGCUCAUCAAAAAACAUCUGAAGCAGAACAACUUUCCGAAGCAGCUGGUCAAUAGAUUGAUCAACACAAACCCAGCAAUCCGAUUACGAAAAUCCAAACAAAAACAAAUCCAGAAACCAACUAUCAGCCUAUUACAACAACCUAAUGAAAACCCCACCAACUCACACUCCAACCACGACCAACCAUACCCGAAUGAAGAACCACAACACAACACCUACCAGGUAAUGAAUCAACUCUCCAACUCAUAACCCGGACUCCAACCAACCGUCAACUAGCACGAAUCUUCAACAAACUCCACACUCCAAUCCAUCCGAACUCGCCCACAACUCAAAAGCCCAAAAUCCGGACCCCAACCAACCGUCAACCAGCACAAAUAUCCAACAAAUUUCACACUCCGAUCCAUCCGAACAAAUUCCAGCCAACAAUCACCAUCCUGAAAACAUCGAGAUAUCCAACGAUCCAGCAUGCCAACCAGAAGUAUCAUACCGAUCAGUACUAUAUGUACCGCUGCUCACCGAUCGACUGAUCCAAUGCUUAGCUGCCGACUAUCCCAGCGUCAGAGUAGCAAGCAGAAAAAACAUGACAGUGGGAGACUUGUUCAGCCGAGUGAAGGACCCAAAACGAAUCGAAAACUCUAUUCCUGUUCAUUUAUGUUGCACAAACACAACAUAAAAGCGUCUAUCGGACGGGGAGCUCGGUGAAUCGUUAUGCUCCAAAUGAACCGGUAUCCCGAAACCAUGUGAAGCAAAGUGAACUGAAGUUAUUUUGUUUUGCUUUUGGCUCCAAUCAAUCAUCCGUCUCAGUUCUCUCGUAACUUCCACGCCGGGCAGAGCGUGCGGAUCUUUAGCUAGGAAUGUUUACGAUCGGAAAAUGGCUUUCUGUGGCUCUAAUGACCGGGAUCAUUUUGUUCCGUGUUGAUCGAAUCCAGGGAUCUCGAAUUCUACUGGUAUCUUCGUUUCCCGGGCAAAGCCAUUGGCUUACCUUCGAGCAUAUUGUCAACGAGCUGCUCGAACGGGAUCAUGAAAUUACGGCGAUCACCAAUUAUCGAAUGAAGAAUUCCGACAAGUACAGCGAUCGCUAUCGAGAGAUUUUGAUCGAUCCCAUCUUCGACUUUGAGGAUGGUUUACCGAUGGAGUUUUACUAUCGAUCGAGCUCGUUUGCAAAUCCUUACUUCAAGCUGAAGGUUCUCUGGUGGCUAGGUCUUGAGACUACUCGACAUGCUCUGGAGUGUAAAAAUGUACAGAAAUUCAUCCAUGAUGAUCGUUCCCAGUACGAUUUGGUCAUUGCGGAGCAGUUUGUUCAGGAAAGUUUUCUGCUGCUCGCUCAUAAAUAUCAAGCCCCUGUGGUUACAAUAAACACACUUGGCUACACAGAUUACAUCGAUCGUGCAUUUGGAAUGAUCACUCCAAUAUCUUAUGUUCCACACUUCUUCACCGAGUUCACUGAUGAAAUGAACUUCUACGAAAGAUUUUACAAUUUGCUUCUAACAAUCUACGACUGGUGCUACAGAAGGUUCAUUUACCUCCCGGCGCAAAAUGCCAUGGCUAGGAAACACUUUUCAGAUUUUACCGGGGAAAACCAACUUCUGCCUACGGUUCAAGAGAUGGAAAACAACGUCAGCGUGAUCCUGGCCAACAAUCACAUUAUAUCCCACAGGCCUAGGCCGAAAAUGAUUGGAAUGGUUGACAUCGCAGGAGUUCACAUAAGACCAGCUAAAGUCCUGCCAGAUGCCCUAAAGACCUUUCUGGACAAAUCGCGCACCGUCUACAUCAACUUUGGAACAUUUCUACGCAGUUCAGCUAUGCCAGAAGAAACCCUUCAGGUAUUCGUUCAGGUAUUUCGUAAUCUUCCUCAAUACAACUUUCUGUGGAAAUGGGAAACUGAUCGGGCGCCAGAUUUGCCUCCAAACGUGAUGCUUCAGAAGUGGAUCCCUCAGAACGAUGUACUAGCGCACCCGAAUCUUAAGCUCUUUGUGACACACGGUGGCAUUUACGGCGCCCAGGAAGCUAUCUACUGGGCCAAACCGAUGCUGUUCGUUCCCUUCUACGGCGAUCAGCACAGCAAUGCCCGUAAAUUUCAGAAAUCCGGACUCGGACUGACAAUCAAUAUUGCCAAUAUUACGGUUGAAGAAUUCCAACAAAAAAUCUUGCACAUUGUGGAAACACCAAGCUUUCAGGAUAAUUCUAACAACAUGGCCAAGCUAUUUCGUGAUAACCCAACGGAUCCACUGCAGGAAUCCGUCUACUGGAUCGAAUACGUCAUUAGACAUCGAGGAGCGGCCCAUCUGAAAUCGGCUGCUGUGAAGUUACCGUGGUAUAAGUAUAUGUUGUUGGAUGUUGCAGCGUCCAUUAUUUUCGUGAUUUAUGUUUUAAUCAAACUGGCCAAACAUGGCUAUUAUCGGUGGUGCAGACGUAACGUGAUUGACUCCAGCAAAAAGUCAAACUAGUUUUUGAAGCUUACUUUGUGAAUGGUUUUUAAACGUUUCUAUUCUUAAGUAAAACACGGAAUAAUAUUUAAUUAGCGGAUGCACGUGAUUCUAAUUACACUCAAUAGCACUUCAUUUG